AUGGGUGGUCAUGGCACAAAUUUCAGUCGAUGCUCAGUAGAAGCAUUCAAGACGUUCAUUGAGAAAAAACGAGGCAACUGCUUAUUUGUUGAGAAUGUUCACAAACCUGCAUCUAAUAUGAAAGGAGUAACACUCAACGGUCUUUUACCCCUGCCUGUGCAAAAAGGUUCAUGGGGUGAAUGGGGUCCGUUUUCUCCAUGUUCUCGAACUUGUGGAACCGGUGUCAUGAUUUCACAGCGAGAGUGUGACUCUCCUAAGCCUGUUAAUUCUGCUGAUUGCCCUGGUAAUGGAUACAAAGCGAAAUUAUGCAACUUGAAGCCUUGUGCCACUGACUCAAACAAUGCUGUCCAAUUAGCAAACAAUCACGCUACAGAAGUCUGCAGAAAUUUCGUGAAAACAGGAGUUCUUUCCUCGGCAACAUUUCUGCAAAAAGGACAUGUCUACAAUAUCAAAGAUACUUUGAUGGGUUGUGAAGUUAUGUGUCAACCCAAAAAAGGACACCAUCGACAAAGAAUGGGAUUAAUGCCUGAUGGCAGUCCCUGUUUUAAGCCUAAUUCAGAUUACAAAUUCCCGGCGCAUGACAAGAACGUGAAGUACCGUUGUCUCAAAGGAGUGUGCCAAGUUUUUGAUUGUGCCAACCAGUUCCCACCAUCAGAGUUUGGUAAAAGUCCUAAGUGCGAAAAGUCAGAGAUAAUUGGUUGGUAA
Acanthosepion pharaonis is the source of this 705-nucleotide messenger RNA. The record is from the annotation of a GenBank genome assembly. Lineage: Eukaryota; Metazoa; Mollusca; Cephalopoda; Sepiida; Sepiidae.